ACAAAAAGCUCUCAAAUGUUAGUUGAAGCAAGCAUUCCCGCCAAACAACCAACAUUUAUGGCUUCACGAGAAAAACAAAAUCUCUUCAAUCUUUUACAGAGUUGCAACACCAUUAAAAAACUCACCCAGAUUCACGCCCAAAUACUCACCAAAAGCUUCUCCCAAACAAACUCCCUUCUCGCCAAGCUCCUCUAUCUCUACGUCUCUUAUGGUUACAUCAAAGACGCGCUUUCCGUCUCCGAAAACAUUGACAAUCCAAGCACCACCAGUUGGAACCAAAUUAUUAGAGCACAUGGAAGAAGCGAAACGCCGAAAAGAUCGGUUGAAUGUUUCAAUCGAAUGGCGGAGACAGAAGCCAAGCCCGAUGGGUAUACCUUUUCGUAUCUUCUCAGCGCCUGCGCGAGGUCGGGGCUGUUUAGGGAAGGAGAACAGAUCCACGGGAAGGUUUUGGCAAAUGGGUAUUGCUCCAAUGUAUUUGUUGGGUCGAAUUUGGUUAAUUUGUAUGCGGUGGGCGAGGGAGGUGGCCUGGUCGAGUGUGCACGCCGAGCGUUUGAUGAUUUACGUGAGAAAAAUGUUGUCAGUUGGAAUUCCUUGCUCAAGGGGUAUUUCAGGUGCGGCGAUGUUGACGCUGCGCGAGAAGUUUUUGUUGAGAUGCCGGAGAGGAAUGUUGUGUCGUGGACAACUAUGGUUGCGGGCUGUGUUAAACAUGGGAGGUGUAGGCAAGCUUUGUCUUUGUUUCAUUACAUGAGGAAAACCCGAGUGGAGUUGGAUCAGGUGGCGCUCAUAGCGGCAUUGUCAGCAUGUGCAGACUUAGGGGAUUUGAGAUUGGGAAGGUGGAUUCAUUGGUAUAUUGAAGAAGUGUUGAGUGUUGAAAGCGAGUCGUUGUUGGUGUCUUUGAACAAUGCGCUUAUUCAUAUGUAUGCUAGUUGUAGUGCUAUUGAUGAAGCACAUAAAGUGUUCAAAAAUAUGCUGAAUAGGAGUAUUGUUUCAUGGACAACUAUCAUCAAUGGGCUUGCGAAACAAGGACGUGGGGAGGAAGCCCUCCGUUUUUUUCAGAGAAUGUUGUGCUCGGGAGGGAGUGAUGUAAGACCCGAUGACAUAACCUUCAUUGGGGUUCUUUGUGCUUGCAGCCAUGCCGGGUUAGUCAAUGAGGGUAGAAAUCUUUUCACGUACAUGACUGAAACUUUGGGAAUCACCCCAAGGAUCGAGCAUUACGGGUGCAUGGUUGAUCUCUUCAGCCGUGCCGGUUUCCUUGAUGAAGCGCAUAGGGUUAUCGAAACUAUGCCCAUGAAGCCAAACGACGCUAUUUGGGGCGCUCUCCUUGGUGGGUGUAGGCUUCACAAGAACAGUGAGCUCGCGUCUCAAGUUGCUCAAAAAUUAAUACUUCAACUCAAUCCCGAUCAAGCUGCAGGCUACCUUGUGUUGUUGUCAAACGUGUAUGCCGCUGCGAAAAGGUGGAUAGACGUUGCCUUUGUGAGACGGAAGAUGGUUGAGAUGGGCGUGAGAAAGCCUCGGGGCCGAAGUUGGAUUCAGAUCAAUGGAGUUGUUCACGGUUUUGUGGCGGGUGACACAGAUCAUAUGCAUACUUCUUCAAUCUACAAAAUGCUUGCGGAGAUUAGUACGCAGGCCCAAAGGCAAGCCGACAAACUGGACGCAUCAGAUGUGGUUUUAUGUGUUGAGGGACAUUGAGGUAUUAAGAAGAUUUUGCUCUUUUCCUCUUCUUACAUGAUAUGCACCUAGAUUUCUUGAAUUGUACA
This is a messenger RNA of Morus notabilis, 1757 nucleotides long. RefSeq names its product pentatricopeptide repeat-containing protein At5g66520. Gene Ontology annotation, molecular function: RNA binding; protein binding. NCBI's taxonomy places the organism in Eukaryota, Viridiplantae, Streptophyta, Magnoliopsida, Rosales, Moraceae. The record is from RefSeq and is a predicted model, not a curated record. Gene Ontology annotation, biological process: RNA modification. The coding region runs from base 16 to 1689 and encodes 557 amino acids. The transcript has a single exon.